Messenger RNA from Onychostoma macrolepis, 5632 nucleotides. It is a transcript of the gene dnmt3aa, whose product is annotated as DNA (cytosine-5-)-methyltransferase 3 alpha a. NCBI's taxonomy places the organism in Eukaryota, Metazoa, Chordata, Actinopteri, Cypriniformes, Cyprinidae. Bases 249 to 3020 code for a protein of 923 amino acids. Gene Ontology annotation, cellular component: nucleus; cytoplasm. Gene Ontology annotation, molecular function: methyltransferase activity. Gene Ontology annotation, biological process: negative regulation of DNA-templated transcription. The record is from RefSeq and is a predicted model, not a curated record. The transcript is spliced from 23 exons.
CUAGGACCCCGAGAACUCCUUCCCGCUGACGGGCCUCUGCGGCGUCUGAAGCCCGAGACGGCGGAGCGGAGCAGGCCGGUGCCGGUGCCGGGGAGGGUCAGGACGGGGAGAGACGCGGAGGGAAGACGGGCAGCGCGCGACCACCGGAGGGUUCAGGCCCGGGGCUGCAUGGCGAAACGGGGAGAAGGAGGAUUUGAUGGUCUGAAGGUGGAUCAGUUUCAUCGCCACAAAAGUCCCUCAGCAUUUUAAUGUCUUUUAUCUCAUUUGCGUUGAUUUCAAAUGCAUCGAUCAGGCCUGUAGUGUGUUUUUGUUUCAUCAUGCCUCUUGAUCUGGACUGUGACGCAGCGGCGAACAAAACGAGUCCAGAGGAACAGGAAGUGUGUCAGGUCACACAAGAAGAGAGAGUGACGGACACACCAACACGAAGAGUCGGACGACCCACUCGAAAACGUAAAGCACCAAGAGUGGAUAGUUGUGGGCGUGUGAUUGAGGGCGUGGCCUGUAUGAAACAGGCGGGGUGUAACGGUGAAGCAGAGAAUCGAGUUUCAAAGAAAAACCUGGAGCAGAGCGACUCCUCCCCUGACUCCACCCACCAGAACGGCACAGACACGCCUUCCGGAGCAGACGGAGACUCCACCCCUUCCACUCCACGGAAGAAACGAGGGCGGAGGAAACUCCAGCACCCGGAGCGCCACAUUGAGGAGGACGACACCAGCAGCGACACCAGCAGAGGAGAGAGUGACGGGGGUCGUCUGAGGGGCCGGCAGGGCUGGGACAUCAGUCUGAGGAGACGUCCCGUACAAAGAGAAACCUUCCAGGCCGGAGACCCCUAUCACAUCAGCCGCAGAGAGAAAGAGGAGUGGCUCGCCCGCUGGAAGAAGGAGAAGGUCAGAGAGACACCAGAAGAGGAAAAGGCCCAACUGGGGAUCACCAUGAGUGACAUAAUGGACGACCAAUCAGCUGUGGGCUCUCAGAAGGAGGAGGAGUCAGCCAUCAACCUCCCAUCCACACCCACCCCUCAGCAGCAGAACACUGACCCCGCCUCCCCAACGGUCGCCACGACGCCCGAGCCACCUCCCGUUGCAGGCGGCAACAAAGUGAUGGCAAGAUCCUCAGAGAUGGAUCUGGAGUAUGAGGACGGCCAUGGGUUCGGGAUCGGAGAGCUGAUCUGGGGGAAGCUGCGGGGAUUCUCCUGGUGGCCCGGCCGGAUCGUGUCGUGGUUUAUGGCGAGUCGCAGUCGGGCCGCUGAAGGCACCCGCUGGGUCAUGUGGUUUGGAGAUGGCAAAUUCUCCGUGGUGUGUGUAGAAAAGCUGUUGCCCAUGAGCACAUUUUGCACGUCUUUUCAUCAGCCCACCUACAACAAACAGCCCAUGUACAGAAAAGCCAUCUAUGAAGUUUUACAGACGGCAAGUGUGCGUGCUAGUAAACCGUUCACUGUGUGUGUGUCCGCCGAUGACUCGGACACAACGAACAGUAUUGAAGUGCAAACGCAGCAGAUGAUUGAUUGGGCCUGCACUGGGUUUCUCCCUUCCGGUCCCAAAGGCCUGGAGCCGCCACCAGCGGAGCGGAGCCCAUAUACUGAUGUGUAUCCAGAGAUGUGGGUGGAGCCUGAGGCCGCUGCAUACACGGCUCCGCCCCCCGCCAAGAAACCAAGGAAGAACAGUGUCGAGAAACCUAAAAUCAAAGAGAUUAUUGAUGAAGGAACCCGAGAGAGACUCAUGUAUGAAGUCAGACAAAAGAGUCGCAAUAUUGAAGAUAUUUGUAUUUCCUGUGGAAGUCUGAACGUAUCACUAGAACAUCCUCUGUUUAUCGGAGCCAUGUGCCCAAGCUGCAAGAACUCUUUCCUGGAGUGCGCGUAUCAGUACGAUGAUGACGGUUAUCAGUCAUACUGCACCAUCUGCUGCGGAGGACGAGAAGUGCUCAUGUGUGGGAACAACAACUGCUGCAGGUGUUUCUGCGUGGAGUGUGUUGAUCUGCUCGUGGGGGCCGGAUCCGCACAGGCCGCUAUCCGUGAAGACCCCUGGAACUGCUACAUGUGCUGCAGCAGGAACGUCUCGGGCCUCCUGAGGCGCAGAGACGACUGGACCUCACGACUGCAGCUGUUCUUCGCCAACAACCAUGACCAGGACUUUGAACCGACAAAGUUGUAUUCACCAAUGUCAGCAGAGAAGAGGCAGCCAAUCAGAGUGCUUUCUUUAUUUGAUGGCAUCGCUACAGGGCUGCUGGUGCUGAAGGAUCUCGGCAUUCAGGUGGAGCGGUACGUGGCGUCAGAGGUGUGUGAGGACUCCAUCACGGUGGGGAUAGUGCGACACUUGGGACAGAUCAUGUAUGUGGGAGACGUCAGGAACAUCACACGCAAGCAUAUUCAGGAGUGGGGGCCAUUUGAUCUCGUGAUCGGUGGAAGCCCCUGUAACGAUCUGUCCAUCGUCAACCCUGCCAGGAAAGGCCUGUACGAGGGCACCGGGCGUCUGUUCUUUGAGUUCUACCGGCUGCUUCAUGAAGCGCGACCCAAAGAAGGAGAUGAGCGACCAUUCUUCUGGCUGUUUGAAAAUGUCGUCGCCAUGGGAAUCAGUGACAAGAGAGACAUCUCACGCUUUCUGGAGUGUAAUCCAGUUAUGAUCGACGCUAAGGAGGUGUCGGCUGCACACAGAGCUCGAUACUUCUGGGGAAACUUACCUGGAAUGAACCGUCCUCUGAGUGCCAUGAUGAAUGAUAGACUCGACCUGCAAGACUGCCUGGAACAUGGACGCACAGCUAAGUUCGGAAAAGUGCGAACCAUCACAACUCGCUCAAACUCAAUAAAACAGGGCAAAGACCAGCACUACCCCGUCUACAUGAACAAUAAAGAGGAUAUCCUGUGGUGCACGGAGAUGGAGAGAGUUUUCGGCUUCCCCGUCCAUUACACAGAUGUGUCCAACAUGAGUCGUCUCGCCAGGCAAAGGCUUCUGGGAAGGUCGUGGAGCGUGCCUGUGAUUCGCCAUCUGUUCGCUCCGCUCAAGGAAUAUUUUGCCUGUUACUGAAGCUCCGCCCACCACACAUCAUGAUGGUGUCGUGACAUCCCUCCUCUUCCUUUCCUGCAUAUCCAAUAAGCUCCACCUUCUUGUGGUCUUCAUUUUUGCUUGUGGCCUCUGAAUGGCUGGUGCUAUCCUAAUAUUACUAUUCAACCCACUAGAUUUCAGAUAUUUAUUUGAAAACAUAACAAAUUUUUGAUUUUCUUUGUUUUUUUGUUUUUUUUGUCAUCUUCCAACUGUGACAAUUCUUUCUCUCUCACACAACUGACAGAGACAAAAUGUGUGUGUGUUAGCAAGUGUAUGUUUGUCCGAGUGUGAAAAAAUAGAGCACAAAGCGCUAGAUGACAGGUGUGAAACAAAAGCAGACGCACUCUGAAUACUCGAAGCAGGCGAAUCCCAUCCCCCAACCCUAAAACUUAUGUAACGCCAUGAACUAACCAGGUAUGAUAUGGAAACUUUCAAGAAUCAAGUCAUAUUUGAUGUUUAAUAUAUAAAGAAUCUCUCAGAAAGUAUGUCUAGGUCAUAUUUCACCCUGAUAUCAAAAGUAAAAGAAAAAAAAAGUAAUUUCCCCCCCCAUUAUUUUAUUGACUAUUAAGCACAUGUACCCAAUAAAAUGGCAUUAUUGUAUUUUAUAUAUAUAUAUAUGUAUAUAUAUAUCAGGGCUCUAGACUGCGAGCAAAAUUUGAGAAUGUGCGAGUAAAAAUUUGACGUGGUCGCACGCGUGCGAAUGCAUGGCUUUCAGUGUGAGCGCUUCAGGUGUAGAGCCUGGUUUAUAAUCGCCGCGUCAGCACGAGCGUGAAGGUGCGCGCCACGGAUGGAGCACAAUGGAGGAUUUGGUUUUCAAGCUAAAGUAAAAGACCGCUUCUUAAACCAGAGAAGGUGAACAUGUUGGUAUUCUUGUAGAAAAAAAACAUGCAAGUCCUGUCAGCGACAGCCAGUUUAGUUUUACUUUUCUUUUUGUUGUUUACCUCAAGUUACGCUAUGUAGGCUUUCCUUCAUUUUUUAAAAUAUUAUUAUUUAUUUGAUUCCUCAGUGUUUGCUUAACAUUCUGUAAUUUAUUAGUCAGUAUAUAAUACAGCAUGCGAUGUAUCCUAUGCCAUGCCUCGUCUUAUUCGUUUUUGUUAAUAAGUGUUAUACAAGCUAGUUUCUUAGCCUACCGUUUUGUUGUUGUGCUUUUUAAUUAAGAAUAACAAUGAAUCCAUCUUUUGUUUUAGUCUUAAAAAGUGAAAGGUGUAUAGCAAAACAGACAAUUAUCUUUUUUUUGUAAAACGUGACACCAAGAUCGCGAAUGUGAAAGUGAAAAAGUGCGCGAAAAAAGGAAUUCCUUUAAAAAUUUAAAUCACAAAUAAUACUGAUGAAAAAGAACGGGUUGAAUGUUGAACACUUUCGUUACCAUAUAACUGUAAACUAUGCUAAAAGUUCAUCAGCAUGCAUUGAUUAAUCAAAUGUAGCAAAAAAAAAAAAAAAAAUGCGACCAAAUUAUGUGCUCGUGUGACCAACUGAGAAAGUUAGUCGCAAAAGUGUGACCAGUGGGAAGAAUGAGUCUCGAGCCCUGUGGAUAUAUAUAUAUAUAUAUAUAUAUAUAUUAGACAUUUAGUUUUUCUUAACAUGGAUUAAUUAGCAUUAUUUUAUUUAUUUAUUGCAUUAUGGCAUAUAUAUAUAUAUAUAUAUAUAUAUAUAUAUAUAUAUAUAUAUAAUACCAUAAUGCAAAAAAAAAAUAAGGUUCUAAAAUGGGCUAAGAAAUAUGUUUUAUCUUUGGAUGAAAUUUGACUGUGGCAUAUUUUCAUGAGAUUGAUUAAGCAGUGCUACAGUGCUAUUUCUACUAUUACAUUAAUAGAAAUCAGGUAAAUCACAUCUAGUUAGGACUACAAAUGCAGUUAAUCACUUAUUUCUUUGUCAUGUGGUGCCUGGUUAGUAUACGUGUCUGUAACAUCGACACAAACAUCAUUUUCACACAUAAACACACAUUUCCUGUGAGAGAGAAGAUGUGCUUGAAAAAUCAACAAUACACUGUUUACAGGUUGCGGUCUUAUUAUGGUACUACUAAACUUCAGCAACUAUUCACUCAAAACUAACUCCACUAUGGUGCUCUCUCUCUCUCUCUCUCUCUGUCUCAUUGUCUCUCUCUCAGCAAUACAAACACAGCACACAGUCCCAUAUGAUGCCUUUCUGCUGGAUCCUAUAGGGCACAUAUGAGAGAGCUGUGUCCCAUCACACACACACAUGCAUGCUGAGAGCUGUGUUACACACUCAUAUACACCUUAAAGGGACAGUUCACCCAAAAAUAAAAAUUCUGUCCUCAUUUACUCACCCUCACAUCAUUCCGACCACAUACACACUGCAGCUAAAUUUGGUUGUCAGUUCACUUUUUAGUGCUUAAUCCUGUUCUGUACACAUGUAUAACAACCGCAUUUUACAACCAGAUUAACUCAUUUACAAAAAUUCUAAGUUGUGUGUAUGGAACAGCGUUGCCAUGUCUGAGAACAAAACCAGUCCAAUUGCUAAUCAAAACCCUUUUUAUUUUUUUUUCCUUUCAUCAAGGGGUCCCCUUCCACAGAAGUAGCUUUCGCUUUAACCCGCAGACUAAAAAACAACCCAAGGAAACAUUGUAAAAGUAGUCC